Cryptomeria japonica (Japanese cedar) is the source of this 366-nucleotide messenger RNA. Its product is annotated as bergaptol O-methyltransferase-like. The transcript has 3 exons. Gene Ontology annotation, molecular function: O-methyltransferase activity; S-adenosylmethionine-dependent methyltransferase activity. Gene Ontology annotation, biological process: methylation. NCBI's taxonomy places the organism in Eukaryota, Viridiplantae, Streptophyta, Pinopsida, Cupressales, Cupressaceae. The record is from RefSeq and is a predicted model, not a curated record. The coding region runs from base 1 to 366 and encodes 121 amino acids.
AUGACAUUAUGGCACCAUCUUCAUGAAUGUGUGCUUCAAGACUGUCAUGGAUUCAAGAAGGCUCAUGUAAAGGACUUGUGGGCAUACGGCAAGGAUGACCCACUCGUUAAAAAUGUUGUCAAUGAUUGCAUGUCCACGCUUACAGAUCUGGAUAUGGAGAAAAUUAUGAGUUGCUACGACGGUUUUAAGGAGGUGAAAACUUUGGUUGACGUGGGUAUCGAGAGCGUAGGUGGCAGUAUGUUCGAUUCCAUACCUUCAGCAGAUGCCAUAUUUGUUAAGAAUGUAUUCAAAGAUUGGGAUGAGGAGAAAUGCGAACAGAUACUUGGAAAUUGCCACAAGGCUUUGCCUGAAAUGGAAAACUCAUAG